AAACCACAGUCCAUUAAUGAGUUUUGGUGCCAGUUUCGUUAGUUUUUUGAAUGCCAUGAUGACAUUUGAAGAAGAGAAAAUGCAGUUGGCUUGUGAUGAUUUAAAGGCCACAGAAAAACUGUGUGAGAGUGAAGAAGCUGGAGUUAUAGAAACAAUCAAGAAUAAAAUUAAAAGGAAUGUUGAUGGCCGAAAAUCUGCACAAUCCAUGAUGGAUCGACUACAGAGACAGAUAAUUGUAGCAGACUGUCAGGUUUAUCUGGCUGUGCUUUCUUUUGUAAAACAGGAAUUGUCAGCAUAUAUAAAAGGUGGGUGGAUCCUUCGAAAAGCCUGGAAAAUUUACAAUAAAUGCUACAUGGACAUUAAUAUGCUUCAGGAAAUAUAUCAAAAGAAGAUAACUCAGGAAUCCUUGACUUCUGAUGCUGCAAAUGAUAAUCAUAUUGCUGCAGAAGGUGUAACGGAGGAUUCGCUAAACAGACUGAAAGGUGCUGUUAGCUUUGGAUAUGGACUUUUUCAUCUUUGCAUAUCCAUGGUGCCCCCAAACCUGCUCAAAAUCAUCAAUCUGCUGGGUUUUCCUGGAGACCGCCUACAGGGGCUUUCAUCACUGAUGUAUGCAAGUGAAAGUAAGGACAUGAAGGCCCCUUUAGCUACAUUAGCUUUACUAUGGUACCACACAGUAGUUCGUCCCUUUUUUGCUUUGGAUGGCAGUGAUAACAAGGCAGGACUGAAAGAGGCUAAAGAGAUUCUUCUGAAAAAAGAAGCUGCUUAUCCAAAUUCUUCUCUGUUUAUGUUCUUUAAGGGAAGAAUACAGCGAUUAGAGUGUCAAAUCAACAGUGCCUUGACCUCCUUUCAUACCGCUUUGGAGCUUGCAACAGAUCAGAGAGAGAUCCAACAUGUCUGUCUAUAUGAAAUUGGCUGGUGCAGCAUGAUAGAAAUGAAUUUCAAAGAUGCAUUUGAAUCCUUUGAAAGGCUUAAAAAUGAAUCGAGAUGGUCCCAGUGCUAUUAUGCCUACCUGACAGCAGUGUGUCAAGGAGCCACUGGUGAUGUGGAUGGUGCACAGAAUGUAUUCAAGGAAGUUCAGAAGCUUUUCAAAAGAAAAAACAAUCAAAUUGAACAAUUCUCAGUCAAAAAGGCAGACAGAUUCAGGAAGCAAAUACCAACCAAAGAGCUCUGUGUUCUGGCAUCUAUUGAAGUGUUGUAUUUAUGGAAAGCCCUUCCAAACUGUUCCUUUUCUAAUCUUCAGCAUAUGAGCCAAGCUUGUCAGGAGGUUGAUGAUUCAUCUUCUGUCGGUUUGAAAAAUUUGCUUCUUGGUGCCAUACAUAAAUGCUUAGGAAAUUCUGAAGAUGCUGUUCAGUUUUUUCAGCGAGCUGUUAAAGAUGAACUGUGCCGUCAAAACAACUUAUACAUUCAGCCGUAUGCUUGCUAUGAACUUGGCUGUCUAUUGUUGGACAAUCCAGAGACUGUGCCAAGAGGCAAAAUCUUACUUCUCCAGGCAAAGGAGGAAUUCACUGGAUAUGAUUUUGAGAACAGAUUGCAUGUCCGCAUACAUGCAGCCUUAGCCUCUCUGAAAGAAGUGGUUCCACAGUGACAGAUGGGAAUUCAUUACAUAUCCUUUCCCAUAGUUCCGCACUUUAAGAUAAAGCAGAGGAUAAAGCUUUUGAGAAGAUUGGCUUUUCUUCUGAAUACCACUGUGCCAGAGACACUUUCCUAGAAUGUUGAGAUUGGUGUUGUGUAGUAAAAGUAUUACAAUCUUAAUAAUUAAAAAUAAAAUAAGUCAGCCAGAGGGAGAGGGUUAAGUGAUGUUGUGUUUUAACUCUUCAUUUAGUUUAAGCCAAGCUGAACAUGUGUAGUUUGUGAUUGUGCAGGUAAGGCUACAAUAAGCACAUAUCUAAUUUACUGGAACAACAUUGGCUCAGUUUUGACAAGUAUAAUUUACCAAUUUAAAUAUGUCUAAAAGAUGUUUUCUAGGGAGAACCUCCUGUUUGAUAAAAAUAAUACCAUAUAAAUAACUGUUGGAAAAUUGUAAGUUAUCAGAGAUCGACAGAACUUUUUUCCUUCAAAAGCCAACGAAAAGGAGGGGCACAAAAGAAAACUGUUCAGCCAGGACAACAGCCAGUUUGUUCAUUAUAUUUACUGAGUUAAUCCAAUGUCUUUAUGGUGCAUAAUAUGUGUGUAUUUUAGAAAACUUUCACUCAUUAUUGUGAUAAAUUAUGAACAUUUUAGGGUCUUUUCUUCUGAUAUUUUCCCGCCAAAUAUUUUGUUUUAUUAAUAUUCUAAAUGGUGCAGUGGCCUGCUAGGCUGUAUGUUACAAGACUUAGCAUAUUGUUUCCCACUCAAGUUGCUAAAUCUUGUAAGAUAAGGCAGUAACCUUAAAAAAUAAUCUUUAUUUUUAAGCAAGGAUGUCUUACUGAAUAGUAUCACUUCACUUCCUUCCAUAUAUGGUACUCUAAACCUCAGGUGUUUAAAGUAUUCAUAUACCUCAGUCAGCCUAAGAAUAUUGACAACCAUAUAACUUUAAAAACAUGGCCAAAUGUGUAAUAAUACUGUAAUCUGUUUGUCAAUCAGUGAUACUCACUGUCUUUUUAUGUUGUGUCAUUUUUUUAGUAUAAUAUUUUAUGGAGAUACACAUUUUGUUUAUCAAAAACCUGGCCGGAAUAAUAGCUGCUUUGUAUAACUGAUGACUGGAUUUCCUUGGAAAAGGUUACCUUCACACCUUAUCUUUGCUCUGGCCAGAUUACUUUAAAUGUUUCUCUAGUGUUUCUCUCUCUCUCUCUCUCUCUCUCUCUCUCCCCUGAAUGUUUUCAAAAUAUAGUCCACAUCUCACCUGUGAGGGUUUGCUUUAGGAGUUGCAUUUCAGUCCUUGUCUAUAGUUACCCAGAGAUCAGUACUGCUGGAGAGUGACCUUCUGGGGUUCGAUUUAGCAAGUGUAGUAAGGACUCGCUAAAUUCAGUGCUGAUACUCCCUGACCUCCCAUAGCUGUCUGCCACAAAAAUUUGAUUUAAAGUACAUCGGCUCCAGCUAUGCUAUUUUUGUAGCUGAAGUUGCAUAUCUGAAGUUGAAUUUCUCCCCCAGUGUAGACCUGGACUCAAAUGUUACCUAGUAUUUGGGGGGUGGGAAAUAAUGCUCUGAAUUCUUUAGACAGGGAGAAAACAGAAAAGAUUAACAACCUUUGCUUUCUAACUAGAAAUACAGAAUUCCCACUGUUAAGGAUUUAGUUAGGAGUAGUCCAAGCUCCCCUUUCAAUUGUAACCUUGAUUGUGAUUUAAAAGUGAGCUUAAUAUACUUUAAUUAUUUUUAUUUCUGAUUUAUCUGCUUUUUGUUUUUUAAUCAAGGAUAUACUCCACUCUGGAUAAAUAGCAAAUGAGUAACUUUACUUUACCCACGGAUUUCUUAUAGUGCACCAUUUGAACUGAACACAACAACACACCGUCCAGAACACAAAACUCCUGCAUUCACUUAGUGUUGGGAUGUGAAGGGUCUGGAUAACCAAGUUGUACAGUAGAGACAGUAUACAAGUAGGUUUACCAAAUGGCCUACUCCUGUCACCGGGCCUGUGGAGUUGGAGUGGUAUGGAAACAGACUUAUCACAUUAUGUAUUCAUAUACAACACCUAAGCUCUGUGCAAGUUUCAGUUUCUUCAAGGAGUCAGAAAAUUAUCACUGAAGUGGAACUGUUUCUGUAUUUUUCUCCCCUCAUAGGAGAAUAUCCUUAUUUGUAAAUGUCAGUUAUUUUUAUAUUAGAUUAUGCCUGUGAUGAGAACAAUCUCAACUGUAUUUUAUGUAACUUGAAUGAGUUUUUAUAUUUUAGAGCUCGGAGGCAUGGUCUAAUAGCAAUAAUGCAAUAUGCAUCUUCCUGGUGAAUAUGUUUAAUAUUUUAUCUUUAUUGAGUCAGGUAUUUUUUGGUGUUUACACAGUUUUUUAUCUCAUUAUGGCUCAUUUCAAGUAAAUAACCAGAAUUUUUAGAUGUCACCAAAAAUAAGAUUAUUUAUUGUGAUGUACUGUAAAUGUCAUUAAUUUACAGAACUUGCACUUUUAUAUUUCUGCUCAUAAAAUUAAAAGAAAACACAAAUCCUA
This is a messenger RNA of Pelodiscus sinensis (Chinese soft-shelled turtle), 4070 nucleotides long. Lineage: Eukaryota; Metazoa; Chordata; Testudines; Trionychidae. The record is from RefSeq and is a predicted model, not a curated record.